ACUCGACUGGAGAAAAGAGAAAGAGGGAAGAGAAAGAGAUCGCGGGAUCAUCAUCGGUGAAGAGAAAAUGGCCUCGAGCUGUUCCAUCCGGUGUGGUUCGAGAAAUAUCCUGGUGAAUGCUGCUACAACGUUCCUCGCUCUCCUCGUCGUUCUCCGAUGUUUCGCCAACGCCGAGAAGCCACCUCCGUGCCAGAGCGACGUUUACUGCCGAGGCGAGUUGCUGCACACGAUACAGAUGGCCUCGAUCUACAAGGACUCGAAAACGUUCGUCGACAUGAAGAUGAAACAUCCGCCACACGAGACGUUGAAGUUGUUUCGAGAGUUCAUGGAUCGGCACGAUCAGAUGCCCACCAGGCACCAGAUCGAGCGAUUCGUGAACGACACGUUCGACCCGGAAGGGUCCGAGUUCGAGGAAUGGGAUCCGGACGAUUGGACGUUCAGGCCCAAGUUUCUCUCGAGGAUUCUCGACGACGAUCUCCGAAACUUCGCCUCGGAUUUGAACAGUAUUUGGAAAAUGUUGGGACGAAAGAUGAAGGACGACGUCCGAGUGAACGAGGAACUGUACUCGAUCAUCUACGUGCCGAAUCCGGUCAUCGUCCCCGGCGGCCGAUUUCGUGAAUUUUAUUACUGGGACUCGUAUUGGAUCGUGAAAGGAUUGCUCCUGUCGGAGAUGUACACCACCGUGAAAGGAAUGUUGAGCAAUUUCGUCUCCCUGGUGGACAAGAUCGGUUUGAUCCCGAACGGAGGCAGGAUAUAUUACGUGAUGAGAUCCCAACCGCCCAUGUUGAUCUCCAUGGUCGACGAGUAUCUGAAGACCACUCACGAUUACGAGUGGCUCGAGAACAAUCUUUACCUCCUCGAGAAGGAGUUCGAUUUUUGGAUGACCAAUCGGACGGUCGAGAUCGAGGUGGACGGUGUCAAUUACGUAAUGGCCAGAUACAACGAGGAAUCGUCCGGUCCUCGGCCGGAAUCCUACAAAGAGGAUUACCUCACCAGUCAAAGUUUUCGCACCAACGAAGAGAAGGACAAUUAUUACGCGGAGUUGAAAACGGCUGCCGAAUCCGGUUGGGAUUUUUCCAGCCGUUGGUUCAUACUGGACGGCACGAACAAAGGUAAUCUGACCAACUUGAAAACGAGAUACAUUAUCCCGGUCGAUCUGAACACGAUAAUAUAUCGGAACGCGAUGCUGCUGGCGAAGUACAAUCAGAGGAUGGGGAACGAGUCGAAGGUUGCGUAUUACCAGAAGAGGGCGGCCGAAUGGAAGAGGGCGAUCACGGCUGUGCUGUGGCACGAAGAGGUCGGCGUCUGGCUCGACUACGACAUGCUGAACGACAUCAAGAGGGAUUACUUCUAUCCGACCAAUAUCCUUCCCCUGUGGACCGAUUGUUACGACCUCGCCAAGAGGGAGGAGUACGUGUCCAAGGUGCUCAAGUAUCUGGAGAAGAACAAGAUAAUGUUGAAUCUGGGCGGUAUACCGAGCACGCUCGAGCACUCGGGCGAGCAAUGGGAUUAUCCCAACGCCUGGCCCCCCCUCCAAUAUUUCGUGAUCAUGGCGUUGAACAACACCGAGGACCCGUGGGCACAGAGGCUCGCCUACGAGAUAAGCGAGCGAUGGGUACGAAGCAACUACAAGGCGUACAACGAGACGCACAGUAUGUUCGAGAAGUACGACGCGACCGUCUCGGGCGGGCACGGAGGCGGUGGCGAGUACGAGGUCCAGCUAGGUUUCGGUUGGAGCAACGGGGUCAUCUUGGACUUGCUGAACAGGUACGGGGACAAAUUGACGGCCGAGGAUCGUUUCGUGGCCACCUUCCAUUCCAACUCGACCCCUCAACCGGUCGUCGUCUCGACCGCCGGCCAAGUCAUGACCGGUAUUCUCGCCCUCGUCAUAUCCUUGGCCGCGGGAUUUAUCGGAAUGGUGGUGUACAAAAGGCGGCAUUACUACGUACCGGGCCCGUCCACGAUGCCGAACAAGAGGAAAGUGAUCUCGCCGAGUGGGAAUCUUUAUCGAAAGAGGAUCGCUUACACCGAGCUCAAGGACAUGAACAACUAUUGA
This is a messenger RNA of Apis florea (little honeybee), 2056 nucleotides long. Its product is annotated as trehalase. The record is from RefSeq and is a predicted model, not a curated record. NCBI's taxonomy places the organism in Eukaryota, Metazoa, Arthropoda, Insecta, Hymenoptera, Apidae. Gene Ontology annotation, molecular function: alpha,alpha-trehalase activity. Gene Ontology annotation, biological process: trehalose catabolic process.